This is a messenger RNA of Medicago truncatula (barrel medic), 1497 nucleotides long. Its product is annotated as mitochondrial substrate carrier family protein E. The coding region runs from base 106 to 1182 and encodes 358 amino acids. NCBI's taxonomy places the organism in Eukaryota, Viridiplantae, Streptophyta, Magnoliopsida, Fabales, Fabaceae. The transcript is spliced from 9 exons. The record is from RefSeq and is a predicted model, not a curated record.
UUCAUCACUCAAAUAUUUCUUCACACUUCUUCAUAAAUCUAUGCGCUCUUCAAAAACCCUAAACCACGAGAAUUUGCAUUCUGUUUCUUGAUCAAUCAUUCAUCAAUGGCAGUUCAAAGCUCCAUUUCCAGUAAACCACAAGAUCCGAACAACGUUUCUCGCGACCAUUUCUUCGUAUGGAGGGAGUUUGUAUGGGGAGCUGUUGCGGGUGCUUUUGGGGAAGGAAUGAUGCAUCCGGUAGAUACCAUCAAAACACGAAUACAAAGUCAAGCUAUUCUAAAUGGUGUUAAGAACCAGAAAGGCAUAUUGCAGAUGGUGCGGUCUGUCUGGAAGAUUGAUGGAUUAAGAGGCUUUUACAGGGGUGUAGUACCUGGUGUUACUGGCUCUCUUGCGACUGGUGCAACGUAUUUUGGUGUCAUAGAGUCAACUAAAAAGUGGAUUGAGGAUUCACAUCCUAGCCUUGGGGGCCAUUGGGCACAUUUCAUUGCUGGAGCUGUUGGAGAUACACUUGGUUCUGUAGUAUACGUUCCAUGCGAAGUGAUAAAGCAGCGCAUGCAAGUUCAAGGCACAAUUACAUCCUGGAGUUCUACUGCAAUGAAGAAUGGCAUUGCAAUAAAACCUGGUGCAGAAAUUUAUGAUUAUUAUAAAGGGAUGUUCCAUGCAGGCAGCUCAAUAUGCAGAACACAGGGUUUAAAGGGUUUAUAUGCAGGAUAUUUGUCUACACUGGCAAGGGAUGUACCAUUUGCUGGCUUGAUGGUUGUGUUCUAUGAAGCUUUGAAAGAUGCUACAGAGUACGGGAAGAAAAGAUGGAUAUCUAAUCCAAAUUGGCAUGUUAACAAUUCCUUUGAGGGAUUGGUUUUAGGAGGAUUGGCUGGUGGUCUCAGUGCAUAUCUCACGACACCUUUGGAUGUCGUCAAAACUAGGCUGCAAGUUCAGGGUUCAACGUUGAGGUAUAAUGGUUGGUUGGAUGCAAUUUACAACAUAUGGGCUAAGGAAGGAGUUAAGGGGAUGUUUAGGGGUAGCGUCCCCAGAAUUGCGUGGUACAUUCCUGCUUCAGCGCUUACUUUCAUGGCUGUGGAAUUUCUCAGAGAAAAUUUUAAUGAAAGAGUGCCCAAUGGUGGUUCGAUCAAUGUUGCUAGAGUAUCAGUAGAAAAGAAGAAAUCUUUGGAGGAGGCUAGUUAAAAGUUGUGGUUCAGUCUCAUUACUUCCCAUCUUGAUUUUUACAAAGAUGGGAUCAAAAUUCUUAGAUAUGCUAGCAUUAUUAGAUUCUCAUUCAACCAUGAUGUAAUAAGAAAAUUAUAGUCAAAAUACAAACUUUAACCAAGUCAAACUUGGUCUGACCCAUUUUUGAUCGUUCAGUUUAACUCAUGCAUCGAACUAGUGAAUAAUACAUAUUCUGGAAACAACUAAAGCUGAUAAGUUGUUUUAUAUAUGUACAUAUCAACUUCAGACAUCAUAUUUUCACGCAAAGUUAUUGGAGAAUAUUAUUUGGUUAUA